Anolis sagrei ordinatus is the source of this 945-nucleotide messenger RNA. RefSeq names its product protein MIS12 homolog. The record is from RefSeq and is a predicted model, not a curated record. Gene Ontology annotation, cellular component: nucleus; chromosome, centromeric region; MIS12/MIND type complex. Gene Ontology annotation, biological process: mitotic sister chromatid segregation; mitotic cell cycle; kinetochore assembly. NCBI's taxonomy places the organism in Eukaryota, Metazoa, Chordata, Lepidosauria, Squamata, Anolidae.
UUCAAGAAUGGGCGGGAACGCUGUUGCUUUCCAUUCCGGUCAGGCCAAGUGGGAAGUCAGUCCUGUUUAUGUGUAUAACACACGCAGGGAUUGAAGGUUUGCCUCUUUUGGGCUCGUGAUGUCUGACGCACGCUCGUUAUACGCGACCCAGUUCUUUGGCUUCACACCAGAGACCUUUGUGCUGAGGAUCUACACGGCCUUCCAGGAGUCCCUCUCACGCAAUGUGGUGAGAAUGGAGGCGGACCUGCUGGAGCGCUUCCCCAAUGAGGACCCGGCCCUCAUCCGCCAGGGCACGGAGGAGUUCCUGGCCUUGGCCAAAGACCACUUGAAGGCCCUCUUUCCGCAGUUGGAGGCCACCCUGCACCAGUCCGUGCUGGACAUCCCGGACAAUGUCCAGCUCCCGGGAGACCAGGCCCAGGAGGAAGCUGGGGAAGGCUCUUCGCAGGAAGGGCUCCGAGAGCUGCAAGAAGAGGUCCGACAACUAGAGGCCCGGCUGGAGGCUGAGAACCGGGCCGCGGAGGCCCUGGAGGCCGAGCUGGAGGAGCAGCGGAUUGUGCGGGCACACCAAGAGAGGCUGCGGCAGUGGUGGCAGGGCCUGGAAGAGGCCACCCGGGGAGACGGGAGCAGUGUCAGCCUCCAGGAAGCGCUGCAGGCCUUGACUGAGACUGCACUGCAGCUACAGGACGUGGUGCGCACAGUCGAGAAGAAGCUGGCCGAGUGACCCCUCCCUCCCCCCCCCCCACGCGGAGCUGGACAUGGCACGUUGUGUAAUCGAUGCACAUUAAACCUUAGAGGUUGUCACGCAGCAUCACAGCCGUGCUUUUCUUUUUUGUUUUCCCUGAAAAUAAGCCCUAGGAUGAGUUUUGAGGAUGCUUGGAAUGUAAGCCCUCCCUGGUUUCCCUGAAAAUAAGGCCUACCCUGAAAAUAAAUCCUAGUGUGAUUUUU